This is a messenger RNA of Neurospora tetraspora, 981 nucleotides long. RefSeq lists its product as uncharacterized. Lineage: Eukaryota; Fungi; Ascomycota; Sordariomycetes; Sordariales; Sordariaceae. Bases 1 to 981 code for a protein of 326 amino acids. The transcript has a single exon. The record is from RefSeq and is a predicted model, not a curated record.
AUGAGUGGCGGCACUCAAGACAACCGUCGGAAACGUCCGCUCUCUCCUGUCGGAGCUCCAACACCUCCCAGCCCCAUCAAAUCUCCUUCACACACACGCCCCUCGGCCUACUCCGAACCUUCUUCAUCUCGCCCCAAUAUCCCCGCAACCAUGCCAGGCAUUCACGCCCCAGAUAUGGAGCCCGAUCUCCAAUCCGUCUUCUCCGAUUUCAGCGGCCGCAGCGAUUACCCAACAGCCGGCUUCACCUACAUCAUCCUCCACCAGCCUACCAACCGCGCCCUCAGCAUAAUCAAGGGCAAGCUGGCUCUCCACCGCGUCCCCGAACCAAUACCCGGUGUAUCCCACCCCUCGCUGCUCGAAGGCAAAACCAACUGGCACUGGGAGUGCGUGGAGGCGGACAACUGGCUCAGCUUCCGCAACGCCGCCACGGGGAGGUUUCUCGGCCACGACGCCGACGGGGACGACAGACAGGGAAGGAAUGCGAACCGGAGGUCGGGAAAUUUUAGGUGCUCUAGCACUCAGCCUGGGCCAUCGGAGAAGUUUGCCUUUCUGAGCUUGAGAUCCGGGGUGAUGGCUCCGAGCGUGAUGCUAUCAAAUGGGGAAGUGGAUGGUUUUGAAGAAUUUGGACCAGAAGAAGACAACAGAGAAGAAGACAAUGGAGAAUACGAAGAGGGUGGGAUCGCAGAAAGAGAUAUGGAGGAAUUUGGGGAUCGACCGCAAUCUCAGGCAUCCGCAAUGUACUCGCUUCUUGUACAACCACAGAGGUUGACGCCGUGUUAUCUUCAUCGGGUUGCGGGUUGCCCAGCUUGUGCGAGUGGCUCCCGGAAGCUGGUCAAGGUACAGGUAAGGCCUGAGGGCUGGGCAGUGGGAUCGCAAGUAAAAAUGUUUUGGGAUGCUGAUGAGGAUGACGGCACGUUUUGGAGGUUUGUGAAGGUCAUUCCGCCAACGAAUCAAUCGGCUGAGGAGGAGGUUAUGGCUUGA